This is a messenger RNA of Akanthomyces muscarius, 504 nucleotides long. RefSeq lists its product as uncharacterized. Lineage: Eukaryota; Fungi; Ascomycota; Sordariomycetes; Hypocreales; Cordycipitaceae. Gene Ontology annotation, molecular function: oxidoreductase activity, acting on the CH-CH group of donors, NAD or NADP as acceptor. The coding region runs from base 1 to 504 and encodes 167 amino acids. The record is from RefSeq and is a predicted model, not a curated record. The transcript has a single exon.
AUGUCUAACACUAGCCGCUUCGUUACCCUGCAUAAGUACGUGCCCUAUCGCGCUCUGCAACCCGACGAUCUCGUCAUCGAACAUCGGCCAAAUCCCUCAAUCCAAGCAGGGCAAGUUCUCCUCCAACCUAUCGCUUUCUCGGUCGACCCGGUGACGCAGAACCGGCUGACAGGGCGGCCGGGUUUUCUUCCACAGAUUGCGCUCGGUGCCCCUAUUGACGGCCCAGCUGUUAGACGGGUCACUGACUCCCGCCAUCCUGACCACUCUGUUGGUGAUCUCGUUGUGGGUUUGAUGGACUGGGCAAGUUACAGUGUGUGGCAUCCGAGUGAUGAUGACUUUUUAGGUCUCAGCAAAAUCGACGGAAGGCUGGGGAAACCCUCGCACAUGCUUGGCGUGUACGGGAUCAACGAACUUACCGCGUAUUUCGGAAUUAUCGAAGUCGGCGACGUGCAGCCGGGGGAGGCAGUCCUUAUUUCCAGCGCGGCUGGCCCGUCGGUGCGAUAG